Messenger RNA from Suillus paluster, 312 nucleotides. RefSeq lists its product as uncharacterized. The transcript is spliced from 3 exons. The coding region runs from base 19 to 189 and encodes 56 amino acids. NCBI's taxonomy places the organism in Eukaryota, Fungi, Basidiomycota, Agaricomycetes, Boletales, Suillaceae. The record is from RefSeq and is a predicted model, not a curated record.
CAGCAGCCGAUCUGCACUAUGGCACCAGUGUUACUGUCCCUGCCUGAGGUACAAUGGGUCGCACUGCGGAAUAUCAACCUUCGCCUUCAAAAGUGCUUAGAUAUCCUUUUGAAUAAGAUGUAUGCUUUGCUGAGUGAGCUCAAAAGAGUCGUCGUCGAUCUUGUUCGGAGGAGCGUCAAAGCCAAGUAAUGUCAUCAGCCAAACAGGGAUUCUCAUCGAGUGCGGCGGAAUCUUGCGUAAACGUAGUCCAAGAAGCCGCCGUUGUCAUGAAGGAUUUUUACAACCGGUGAAAGAGAAGGAUUGUGAGAGAAA